Molecule: messenger RNA, 1492 nt
Organism: Chiroxiphia lanceolata (lance-tailed manakin)
Lineage: Eukaryota; Metazoa; Chordata; Aves; Passeriformes; Pipridae
Product: zinc finger protein 239-like
Exons: 2
Coding region: 55-1065 (336 amino acids)
Biological process (GO): regulation of transcription by RNA polymerase II
Molecular function (GO): RNA polymerase II cis-regulatory region sequence-specific DNA binding; DNA-binding transcription factor activity
Source: RefSeq, a predicted model, not a curated record
AAUCUUGGUGGUUUAAGUUUUUCUGGGCUGAAUCUUGGUGUUUUGGAGGUUUUUAUGGACACAGGAUGCCCAGUGAGUUCUAGAGAUGGACUUGGGCAGGAGGAACCCCCAAGCCAACGCGCUCAGCCCUUGUUUCCCCCCCAUCAGGAUUUGUCCUUCCCAAAGCUUGGGCGGAUGGAGGAGGAGGCUGCGAGGAAGAGGAAGAUGCCUUGGGCCCCCCAGGCAGGCCCCGAGCUGAGGACGGAGAGCCUGGAGGACAAAUCCCCCCGUGAGACCCUGUUGGGAGAGGCCGUUUUGAAGGGCUCCACGGCGCAGGAAGGCAGCGGGGAGGAAAAGGACCGGAGAUCCCCCCGGAGGAGGGGCUCCAAAGCCAGCCCAGGGUGCUCUGAGGAGGAAAGAGCCAGCCUGUCCCAGGAAGGCGGCCGGAGCUUGAGGGGGAGCUCUGACCUGGUGGUCCCUGAGCAGCCUCCCAACAGGGAGAAGCCCUUCAGGUGCUUGGAAUGUGGGAAGAGCUUCAGGCAAAGUUCUGACCUGAUCCGACACCAGCACAUCCACACUGGGGCACGUCCCUACACGUGUGGGGAAUGUGGGAAGAGCUUCAGUGACAAUUCCACUCUGAUCCGACACCAGCGCAUCCACACUGGAGAAUGUUCAUACCCUUGUGGGGAAUGUGGGAAGAGCUUCAGGGACAGUUUCACUCUGGUCCAACACCAGCGCAUCCACACUGGGGAACGGCCCUAUACAUGUGGGGAAUGUGGGAAGAGCUUCAGGAGCAACUCCAACCUGAUCCAACACCAGAGCAUCCACACUGGGGAACGGCCCUACAAGUGCUUGGAAUGUGGGAAGAGGUUUCGCAUUAGGUCAGAUGUCCUCGUGCACCAGCGGACGCACACGGAUGAGAGGCCCUUCCGCUGCACCGACUGCGGGAAGGGCUUCAACCGGAACUCCACCCUCAUCAGGCACCGGCGCAUCCACACUGGUGAGAGGCCCUACAAGUGUGGAGAAUGUGGGAAGAACUUUACCCAGCGCUGUCACUUGACCUCACACCAACGGACUCACCAUUAAGCGAAGUCCUACCAGUGCUCCGACUGCGGGAAGAGCUUCGGCUGCUGCUUCCACCCUGAAUGAAGCCACUGAUGGUGAGGCAACCCCUGGAGUCCAGUGACUGUCAGUUCAUCCCUUUCGACCACAAAGGGUCAGUCCCCUUUCACAGCGGCAGGUUCUGCCAACAGAACCCUUCUUGGGGGCGGUGUGGAGAUUCCUGCCUUGGCUGGGGACCCCCCAAGGUCACUCUUGGAGGUUGAGAGCAGAGAUCUCCCCACUAGCGUUGGUCUGGGAGAGUUCCAUCCAUCUCUACUUAAGAAUUAUUGCUUUUGUGCCAGCUUGAGUAGAAUUGCUUCAACAAUUGCUUUAGUGUAGAGCGCUGUCUUAUCUUUUUCUGUACUCGUGGUAGUUUUAGUGCUUCUGUUGUGCAAUAAAUAAUUGUGAUGAA